Messenger RNA from Platichthys flesus (European flounder), 2295 nucleotides. Its product is annotated as paramyosin-like. NCBI's taxonomy places the organism in Eukaryota, Metazoa, Chordata, Actinopteri, Pleuronectiformes, Pleuronectidae. The transcript has 4 exons. The coding region runs from base 1 to 2295 and encodes 764 amino acids. The record is from RefSeq and is a predicted model, not a curated record.
AUGACCAAACAUCAGAGGAUCGAUUUACCAGAAGUUAUGAUAGAGGAGAGUGAAGAGGAAUUUGAGGAGACCAAAGACAAAGAGGAGAAAAUGGAGACGAUUAUAAAGCUUGAGGAAAGUAAAUCAAAGCAGGCAAGUGCAGGUGGUCUGCAAGAAGCCCCACAAAGAGAAAGCGAAGCCAGAGCUGCACUGAAGAUGGACUUGAUGCAAGAACAAGCACGAGCAGAAAUAGCUCGUCUGCGAGAGAAGAGUCAGCACAUGAAGGCACAAGGGGAGAACUGCAAACUCCAGAGGGGUGAUGAGACUGGAGGCUCCCAGCAGCAGAGAGACAGAGAAGAAGUGAUCCGUCUAACUCAGGAAAACCAACGUCUGGCUUUUGAGAACAAGAAGCUAAAAUAUGAAGUUCAGAGUGCUCUGGAGUUUAGUGAGGACACUGUCAUCAACCUGAAUCAGAGAAAUGAUCAAAAUCACAAACUAGCUUCUGAGAAGAAGAGGCUACAAGAUGACCUUGAGGAGGCUCUGCACCUUGCUCAUGAGGCUAUCAUCUCCCUGGAGCAGGACACAGAUAAACUGGAACAGCUGAAACUGAAAGAACACCAACUGGCUUCUGAGAACAAGGAGCUACAAGACGAACUUCAGGGUGCUUUACAUGAGAUAAUCAUUGCUCAUCAGGCUGUCAUCUCCAAGCAGCAUAAGGAAACCGAUGAAGUUAUCCGCCUGAGACGGACAAUUUACAGAUUGGCUUCUGAGAAGAAGACGCUACAAGGUGAACUUGAGGGUGCUGUAUGUGAGAAAGACCUUGCUCAUCAAGCUUUCUUCUCCCAGCACCAGGAGGACACAGAUAAAGUGGACCUGCUGACCCAAGAAAAUCAUCAACUUGCUUCUGAGAUCCGGAGGCUACAAGGUGAACUUGAGGGUGCUGUAUGUGAGAAAGACCUUGCUCAUCAGGCUUUCAUCUCCCAGCACCAGGAGGACACAGCUAAACUGGACCACCUGUGUCAGAAAGUUAACAAAAUUGCUUCUGAGAGGAAGAGUCUACAGAGUGAACUUGAUGACGCGCUCCGUGAGAAGGACCUUGCUCAUCAGGCUGUCAUCUCCCAGCAGCAGGAGGACACAGCUAAACUGGACCAGCUGACCAAAGAAAAUCAUCAACUUGCUUCUGAGAUCAGGAGGCUACGAGGUGAACUUAAUGACGCUCUACGUGAGAAGGACCUUGCUCAUCAGGCUGUCAUCUCCCAGCAGCAGGAGGACACAGAUAAAGUGAACCGCCUGUGUCGGAAAGUUAACAAAAUUGCUUCUGAGAGGAAGAGUCUACAAAGUGAACUUGAUGACGCUCUACGUGAGAAGGACCUUGCUCAUCAGGAGGUCAUCUCCCAGCACCAGGAGGACACAGAUAAACUGGACCUGCUGACCAAAGAAAAUCAUCAACUUGCUUCUGAGAUCCAGAGGCUACAAGGUGAACUUGAGAGUGCUGUAUGUGAGAAAGACCUUGCUCAUCAGGCUGUCAUCUCCCAGCAGCAGGAGGACACAGAUAAAGUGAACCGCCUGUGUCGGAAAGUUAACAAAAUUGCUUCUGAGAGGAAGAGUCUACAGAGUGAACUUGAGGACGCGCUCCGUGAGAAGGACCUUGCUCAUCAGGCUUUCAUCUCCCAGCACCAGGACACAGCUAGACUGGACCAGCUUACUCAGGAAAAUCACCAGCUGGCUUCUGAGAACAAGAAGCUACAAUAUGAGCUUCAGGAUGCUCUAGGUGAGAGUCAGCUCGCUCGAAGUUACGGCCAGAAAGAAAGAGAAGCUCGCAUCAGACUCGAUGAAGACAUGAAGAACGCUAGAGAACAGAACUUUCGACUAUAUCGAAAAUACUUGAGGCUAAAAGACGCCUCAUCAGAUGCAGAGGAGAUGAUGCUAAGUAUGGAGAGCAAACCCAUCAGAGCUCCCUGUCAGCGACAUGAAGAAAUCAGGGAACAGAAAGAUGAUAUCACAUCCAAGAAUCCAGCUACGAUUGCUAAGCGCCAACAUACUGUCGGUACGUUCAAAGUAGAACAAUACGUUGACCCGAAGACUGUCAGUAAAGCCAGUGCAACGUUCCGGAGACAGUUGAACUUCUCCGGUCAAGAUGUCCAGCAGCCGGAGAUUGAGCUCGUUGAGAUGUCCCGUAAUAUCCGUGAGAAACAUGAGUUUCACAACCCACUUCUCGUCCUCAAGCUCUGGGUAGUCCUGGCCCUUCUCAGCCAGGAAGGCCUUGAUGGCAUCAAAGCAGCCAACAAACCGCUCCAAAACUUUUCCGCAGCUUAG